Messenger RNA from Triticum aestivum (bread wheat), 396 nucleotides. RefSeq lists its product as uncharacterized. The transcript has 4 exons. Bases 1 to 396 code for a protein of 131 amino acids. The record is from RefSeq and is a predicted model, not a curated record. Lineage: Eukaryota; Viridiplantae; Streptophyta; Magnoliopsida; Poales; Poaceae.
AUGGACGAAGAAUCCGCAUUCGGGAGGGACGAGAAUGGUACUGAUAAGGUGACUAAGACCGAUAACGAUAAUUUGAACGAAGAUGAUGACAGCAGCGACAACGAUUCCGUCUCGUCAUAUGAUAUCUUACCUCCGGAGGAUUUUGAUAAUAAUGAACAUGGCGCAAAUAGCGAGAACGAAGAUGUGGAUGUUAACAAUGUGCAACAUAAUUGGCAGGAAUCAUUUGCAGAUAACUGGAGCCAGGAGGAGUCAGAUGGUCUUGUACUUGAUCACGAUGAGGGAGAGAUUGAUAUUGAGGAGGCUCAAAGGGAGCAGAAGAUGCUUGAGACACAUUGGAAGGGCAGGGAGAAGGCAGAGCAAGUUCAUAACCAUGGAGGGCCGCAAGCGCAGGCUUAG